AUGUUCACUCGAGUCGACACUUUAACUAAAUAUUAUCAAUGUUUAUUGGGUCAUUUUGCUAUGGCAACAAUUGUAAUUUUCGAUCAGACCGCCCAUCUCGAAGCCAGCAUUAUCGGGGGUAUUCCAGUCGCCGAAGAAGCUAGAAUUGGCUUCACUGUGUGUCUCGUGCUCACAAUGCUCGGAAUUAUCAUUGAAUUCGUGUCAAUCGUCCUUGAGAUGCCGUCAGUGGUCCGCUCCCUCUUCGCCACGUCAUCUCACACCAUCGCCACGUGUCUUUUUCUUCUCUUCAUUUACGAUGCUCACCCAGUUUCUCAUUUUUGGAUUCUUCUAGUUUUACUUUCAGCACCUUCCUUCUUUCUUGCCUUGUUGAGUUUGUUCAGAAUUGUUGGUCACAGGGGAAAACAGGGAUAA
Messenger RNA from Caenorhabditis briggsae, 411 nucleotides. Bases 1 to 411 code for a protein of 136 amino acids. The transcript has 2 exons. The record is from RefSeq and is a predicted model, not a curated record. NCBI's taxonomy places the organism in Eukaryota, Metazoa, Nematoda, Chromadorea, Rhabditida, Rhabditidae. Gene Ontology annotation, cellular component: MKS complex. Gene Ontology annotation, biological process: non-motile cilium assembly; protein localization to ciliary transition zone.